Molecule: messenger RNA, 1880 nt
Organism: Megalobrama amblycephala (Wuchang bream)
Lineage: Eukaryota; Metazoa; Chordata; Actinopteri; Cypriniformes; Xenocyprididae
Exons: 6
Coding region: 106-1398 (430 amino acids)
Source: RefSeq, a predicted model, not a curated record
AAACUGUUAUAGAGGUCAGGGGAGGAUUCACACACAACCAGAUAAAUAUCACAGUCCAGUCGCGUUUCAGACAUUUUAAGUGUUGCUACUGAACCGACGAGGAAAAUGUUUCUGAAAUUAGUUUUGCUCUGUUUGUGUUUGUGGCGUCUGGAUGGUGGGUUUGGUAUUCGAGGUGAAGUGAAGUAUGUGAAUGUGAAGGAGGGAGAUUCAGUCACUCUAGACUCUGAUCUUACUGAAAUGAAGGAUGAUGAUGUGAUUCUGUGGAGGUUUGAAAACACUUUAAUAGCUGAAAUCAGUAAACAGGCCGACAGAUUCACUGUAUAUAAUGAUGUUCUUGAUGGGAGAUUCAGAGACAGACUGAAACUGGACAAUCAAACUGGAUCUCUGACCAUCACAAACAUCACAAUGAAACAUGCUGGACGUUAUAGACUAUACACUCAUGCUAUGAGUGUUGAUUUCCUUCUCGCUGUUAAAAUAUCAGUGACAGAGGGAGAUUCAAUCACUCUAAACACUGAUCUUACUGAAAUGAAGGAUGAUGGUGUGAUUCUGUGGAGGUUUGAAAACACUUUAAUAGCUGAAAUCAGUAAACGGGCCGACAGAUUCACUGUAUAUGAUGAUGUUCUUGAUGGGAGAUUCAGAGACAGACUGAAGCUGGACAAACAAACUGGAUCUCUGACCAUCACAGACAUCACAAUGAAACAUGCUGGAGAUUAUAAAUUACAGAUCAACUAUAUGAGGGUUGAAUCAUUCUUUCUCACUGUUAUUGAUAAAGUGGAGUCAGUGUCAGUGACGGACGGAGAUUCAGUCACUCUAAACAUUGAUCCUACUGAAAUGAAGGAUGGUGAUGAGAUUCAGUGGAGGUUUGGAAACACUUUAAUAGCUGAAAUCAGUAAACGGGACGACAGCAUCACUGUAUAUGAUGAUGUUCUUGAUGGGAGAUUCAGAGACAGACUGAAGAUGCACAAAAAAACUGGAUCUCUGACCAUCACAGACGUCACAACUGAACAUGCUGGAGUUUAUAAACUACAGAUAAUUGGAAGAAACUAUCCGAAGACAUUCAGAGUUUCUGUCAGUGAUGAAGUGAAAGUGUCAGUAAAGGAGGGAGAUUCAGUCGCUCUAAAAACUGAUCUUACUGAAAUACAGACAGAUGAUCUGAUCCUGUGGACGUUUGGACCGAACAAAUCACUCAUAGCUAAACUCAAUAGAAAGUCCAGUAAGAUCUCUAUAUAUGAUGAUGUUCUUGAUGGGAGAUUCAGAGACAGACUGAAACUGGAUCAUCAGACUGGAUCUCUGACCAUCACAAACACCAGAACUACAGACUCUGGACUGUAUGAAGGGACCAUCGAAGGAAAGAAAGAGAUCAGAUACAGAUUCAGUGUUUCUGUCUCUGGAAUCUGAGGAGACGGAGGAGACGUACACGUGUUUCAGAUCAGAUCAAUGAUCAAACUCUGUGAUUCUGUUUCUCACUAAUGAACAACUGCAUCUGUCUUUACAAUCUAUUACUGUUUCAAAUACAAUCUUAUUUGUUUUCUCAUUUAUAUUUCCACAAAGUGAUCUUUAGUGAGUUUAUUGUGAUCCUGUAUGAUAAAUACUGUAGAUUAUCAAAGAAUGCUUCAAUUAGGCCUAUUUAGUAUAACAUGAUUUUUUUUUCCUCUCUAUAUGUAGCUGUCUGCACGCAUGAAUAAAGUUUUCUCCAUCUUGGAAACAUUUAGGAUAAUGUAAAUCAACAAAAUAUAUCACACUGUUCUAGUGGAUUUUGGAUAUUUUAACCCAAAAUCCUGCAUAUCAUGCCUUUAAAUAAUAUAAUUACAACUUUUGAUUUUAAUAAUGUAUUAUUACAUGUUGAAAUUAACUAAGAUUAUUAAAUGCUUUAGAAGUAA